Molecule: messenger RNA, 2459 nt
Organism: Phragmites australis (common reed)
Lineage: Eukaryota; Viridiplantae; Streptophyta; Magnoliopsida; Poales; Poaceae
Product: U-box domain-containing protein 4-like
Exons: 2
Coding region: 503-2176 (557 amino acids)
Molecular function (GO): protein binding
Source: RefSeq, a predicted model, not a curated record
CAUAUUACUGAGAGACACCAACGAGCAGAAACUGAAUUCAAAUUUUGAACUGGGAAAAGCAACCGUUAGACUACAAAAUCGAGGUGGCCAGUGGAGCUUGGCGUCAGGAGGAAUUUGGCAAAUUGCAGGCGUGGACGAUUGCUGCCAUUGAAAGCUCGUGUUCUCAUUCACGCAUCAGCUACCCGGGCCAUCAUUCCUCGAGUCAAAACUUGAAAAGACUUGGAAUUUUGAUAGGGCCUCCGUACCAGCUCAUAAUUUUGGGCUGUCGUCAGUCGUCACUCGUCACCGCAUUUACGCCUCUCAAGUCUCAAAUCGACAUCUCGUCCAGCCAAAGCAAGAAAAGAUCGGGGGUGAGUAGCUCGCUGGGGCUAAUGGUUCGCUGUAGCUUUCCAAGUCUCCAAGAUGGAUUUUGUUUGGCUUAAAAUAGCCGACGAUUCCGUCCUCUGUCUCGUUCUACCUUCUUCAAUCUAGUUGCGAGCUGCGGUGUUGUAGCUGCCAAAGAAUGAGCUUGCAGAGCUGUCCAGCCGUCGCCGGGGACGCGACGGCGGAGGAGCUGCUUGAGCGGGCGCGGGGGCUGGUGCCGGCCGCCCUGGCCGCGGCGCGCGCGGCAACCGGCUUCGGCGGGCGGUGGAAGGCCAUCACGGCGAGGCUGGAGAGGGUGCCGCCGUGCAUGUCGGACCUGUCCAGCCACCCCUGCUUCUCCAAGAACUCGCUCUGCCGUGAGCUGCUGCAGUCGGUGGCCGCCACGCUCGCUGAGGCCGCCGAGCUCGGCGCGCGCUGCCUUGAGCCGCCGAGGGCGGGGAAGCUUCAGAUGCAGAGCGACCUCGACGCGCUCGCCGGGAAGCUGGACCUUAACCUCCGGGAUUGUGCGCUCCUUGUCAAGACUGGUGUGCUGUCCGACGCGACGGUUCCGGCGGCCCCGGCGGAGGCCGCGGCGGCUGCUGCCACGCAGAUGGACGUGCGGGAGCUGCUUGCCAGGCUGCAGAUCGGACACGCGGAGGCGAAGCACCGGGCGGUGGAUGGGCUUCUCGAUGCUCUGCGCGAGGACCAGAAUAGCGUGUUGUCGGCGCUCGGCCGUGGCAAUGUGGCCGCACUGGUGCAGCUGCUCACGGCGACAGCUCCCAAGGUCAGGGAGAAGGCGGCCACUGUACUCUGCUUGCUCGCCGAGUCUGGGAGCUGCGAGAGCUUGCUAAUGUCAGAAGGCGCGCUGCCGCCGCUUAUCCGGCUUGCUGAGUCAGGCAGCCUUGUCAGCAGGGAGAAGGCCGUCAUCACGCUGCAGCGGCUGUCCAUGUCACCCGACAUUGCCCGUGCGAUCAUCGGACACAGCGGCGUCCGCCCGCUCAUCGACAUCUGCCUGACCGGGGACUCCAUCUCGCAGUCCGCCGCGGCUGGAGCGCUCAAGAACCUCUCUGCAGUGCCGGAGGUCCGACAGGCGCUGGCCGAGGAAGGCGUCGUGCGCGUCAUGAUCAACCUGCUCGAUUCCGCCGUCGUGCUCGGCUCCAAGGAGUACGCCGCGGAGUGCCUGCAGAACCUCACGUCAAGCAACGACAACCUGCGGCGUGCCGUCGUGUCCGAGGGCGGCCUGCGCAGCCUGCUCGCCUACCUCGACGGCCCGCUGCCGCAGGAAUCCCCCGUGGCCGCGCUCCGCAACCUCGUUACCGCCGUCUCGCCAGACAGCCUCGUGUCGCUGUGCGUGCUCCCGCGCCUCGUCCACGUGCUCCGGGACGGCUCCGUCGGCGCGCAGCAAGCGGCCGCGGCGGCCAUCUGCAAGAUCUCCAGCUCCACCGACAUGAAGCGCCUGGUGGGCGAGCACGGCUGCAUCCCGCUGCUGGUGCGCCUGCUGGAGGCCAAGUCGAACGCGGCGCGCGAAGUCGCCGCGCAGGCGGUGGCGAGCCUGAUGGGCUACCCUCCGAACGCUAGGGACAUCAAGAAGGACGAGAAGAGCGUGCCCAACCUUGUACAACUGCUGGACCCGAGCCCGCAGAACACGGCCAAGAAGUACGCCAUCGCCUGCCUCCUGGCGCUGUCGGCCAGCAAGCGCUGCAAGAAGCUGAUGAUCUCGCACGGCACCAUCGGGUACCUGAAGAAGCUCUCGGAGAAGGACGUCGCGGGCGCCAAGAAGCUGCUCGAGAAGCUGGAGCGCGGCAAGCUGCGCAGCCUCUUUACCAGGAAGUAGUAGGAUCGGCUACUGAAUCAGCUAGCAGUGAAAGCGUCGUUUUUGCCGUAACCUGUAUAAAAUCCCCGUCCUGUUUCAUAGCCUCUACGAAGUGAAGUGCGGCAGUGCAGUGCAGAGAGUACUUGUGUUCAUCUGAAUUGAACAUAUCGCGUUGUGAUUUCAGUGGCUAAUGCGUAUCAGUGUAUGUCAGGCAGUUCAUUAGUUCCUAACUUAGGAUAAAUUCCUGCAGUCCCGUCCUAAUGCUAAUAAAAGUUCUUUUCUUUUUUUGAGAGCGCUAAUAAAA